AUGUUACAAGGCAUCUCUCGGAAGCAUCUCUCGGAAUGCCAGAGAUACUAUUCGAACUUGACACAAUCGGAAGGUCCAAACUCGGGCGUACUUGUGAUUCAAGAUGAAGAGUCAAAGCCGACUUGUUGCUGCGGAUCUUGCUACGAUGCUAAACUCAAAGGCUUACCGUUCCCACAGAACGCAGAGCUGAGUGUGAUUUACAGUAAAGGAAAUGGUCAAAGCAAGCACACUGUUUAUGACCCGGUUCUGUUCAUUCCGGUUCCUGGACAGCCUCUGUCUUUGAACCGUUAUUAUAUCAUUAAAAGACGUGGGAAGCACUCAGGAGGAGCGUCGGCAAGUGCAAAAGAAGAAGACAGAGUCCCCUGCUGCUUUUGCUUUAGCUACGUUCCUCAAGCUAAGCCACAAGAAGCUGAUCCUUAUGACAUAUACCAACAAUUCGAGAUCCAUCAACGCCCAGCAUCAUCUGGUCGUUACACAGCCACAUCUGUUGCUCCUAAUGGGAUACCACCUCCGUUCCUUAAGAGAAAGUACUGGACCGUUGGGUACUCGAACUCUCAAGACUUUGGUUUGACAGAUGAUGCAAAAGGAAUCAACGCUGAGCUUCGUUCUGAGCUUCCCAAAGAUGUGAAUACAAGCGUUGUUGUAGGAAAAUGGUAUUAUGUCCCUUUCAUAUUCGUGAAAGAAGGAGACGCAAAAGAUCAGAUUAAAAACACAACUUAUUACAGUAUGACUCUCAAACAAAGAUGGGAAGAGGUUUACUCAUCUAGUUACAACGAGGAAGCAAGUGAGGUUGUUGUUGAUGUUGAAGUAGAAACAGAAGUGGCGAAGCUUGGGGGAGAAGUAACCAAUCUGAGAAACAAAAGAGCUGAUGGAUUUGUUUGGUUUAGUGUCUUAAGAGAUGAGAGACAAGACAAGAAGAUAGGUCUUGGAUCAGUGGUCGUGGAGAGGAUUAAGUGGGAAGAGGAGAGGUUUGGUUGGUUAAAUAAAGGCGAUGAAGUAAGGUCUAGCAUUAAGAGAUCAGAGAGAUUCGAAGGCGGUUCAUCACAGUGGAAGAGUUAUAAAUGCUAUGUAUUGGUAGAGAGCUUUGAAUUAAAGAGAACUGAUGGGAGUUUGGUGUUAACAUAUGAGUUUACACAUGUUGAUAAGUUGAAGAGCAAUGGCUACAUAAUCCACAACCUCAAGCAAUGUUUGCCGCUUGAUCUCCUUUUCCUUAACGUUCUUGGUUGGAUCAGAGAAAUCGAAGAGUGGACAGUACAAGCCGAGCUUUUUGAGAAAUAG
Brassica oleracea var. oleracea is the source of this 1278-nucleotide messenger RNA. RefSeq lists its product as uncharacterized. NCBI's taxonomy places the organism in Eukaryota, Viridiplantae, Streptophyta, Magnoliopsida, Brassicales, Brassicaceae. The record is from RefSeq and is a predicted model, not a curated record. The transcript has 4 exons. Bases 1 to 1278 code for a protein of 425 amino acids.